Messenger RNA from Marmota monax (woodchuck), 6231 nucleotides. RefSeq names its product solute carrier family 6 member 17 (gene Slc6a17). Gene Ontology annotation, biological process: alanine transport; sodium ion transmembrane transport; glycine transport. The transcript is spliced from 12 exons. Gene Ontology annotation, cellular component: synaptic vesicle; plasma membrane. The record is from RefSeq and is a predicted model, not a curated record. The coding region runs from base 462 to 2645 and encodes 727 amino acids. Lineage: Eukaryota; Metazoa; Chordata; Mammalia; Rodentia; Sciuridae.
GCUCCGCCCAGCUCCGUUCCGCUCCGCAGAGCCGGCGCGGCCAGGGCGCGGGGAGGGCGGCACUCAAUCCCGGCCUUCGCAGCCCCUCGCGCCCCCUCCGCCGGGGGACCCGGGUCCCCAGGCCGCUCCUCACAUCCCCGAGCGCGCGGAGGGCGGGAGAGGGAUCGGUACUGGCUGCGAAGGAGGGAGCCAGGAGCUAGCGGAGUCGCGUGCGCCGGCGCGCCGCCCUGGGGCCCCUCCAGCCCCGGACCCGGCCUGUCGCCAUCAGACUUGGGCGGCCCGUGGGAGAGACUUUGCACCCUUGAUCGGUCAGGGACCGCAGCUACUCGGCCGGAGUGCAGGGCCGAGUCAGUGCGACGGCCCACGCGGGACAGGUCCCUGGAUGAGAAAGAGCUGACAGCAGCUGAGUCCCACCUUCUCUGUGUGCUGGGGAGCAGGGCUGCACGGCCCCGGUGGCACCCAUGCCGAAGAACAGCAAGGUGACCCAACGUGAGCACAGCAAUGAACAUGUCACCGAGUCAGUGGCUGACCUGCUGGCCCUUGAGGAGCCUGUGGACUAUAAGCAGAGUGUACUGAAUGUGUCCGGUGAGGCAGGUGGCAAGCAGAAGGCAGCGGAGGAGGAGCUGGACGCAGAGGACCGACCAGCCUGGAAUAGCAAGCUGCAGUACAUCCUGGCCCAGAUCGGCUUCUCCGUGGGCCUCGGCAACAUCUGGAGAUUCCCCUACCUGUGCCAGAAAAAUGGAGGAGGUGCCUACCUGGUGCCCUACCUGGUGCUGCUGAUCAUUAUUGGCAUCCCCCUAUUCUUCCUGGAGCUGGCUGUGGGCCAAAGGAUCCGCCGCGGCAGCAUUGGUGUGUGGCACUACGUGUGUCCCCGCCUGGGGGGCAUUGGCUUUUCCAGCUGCAUUGUGUGCCUCUUUGUUGGGCUGUAUUAUAACGUGAUCAUCGGAUGGAGCAUCUUCUACUUCUUCAAGUCCUUCCAGUACCCACUGCCCUGGAGCGAAUGUCCUGUCAUCAGGAAUGGGACCAUGGCAGUGGUGGAGGCAGAAUGUGAGAAGAGCUCAGCCACCACCUACUUCUGGUACCGAGAGGCCUUGGAUAUCUCCAACUCCAUCUCUGAAAGCGGGGGCCUCAACUGGAAGAUGACGCUGUGCCUUCUCGUGGCCUGGAGCAUUGUGGGCAUGGCUGUGGUCAAGGGGAUCCAGUCCUCAGGGAAGGUGAUGUAUUUCAGCUCCCUCUUCCCCUACGUGGUGCUGGCCUGCUUUCUGGUCCGAGGACUGCUGCUGCGAGGAGCAGUCGAUGGCAUCCUACACAUGUUCACUCCCAAGCUGGACAAGAUGCUGGAUCCCCAGGUGUGGCGGGAGGCAGCCACACAGGUCUUCUUUGCCCUGGGGCUGGGCUUCGGUGGGGUCAUCGCCUUCUCCAGUUACAACAAGCAGGACAACAACUGCCACUUUGAUGCCGCUCUGGUGUCCUUCAUCAACUUCUUCACCUCAGUGUUGGCCACCCUCGUGGUGUUUGCUGUGCUGGGCUUCAAGGCCAACAUCAUGAAUGAGAAGUGUGUGGUCGAGAAUGCUGAGAAAAUCUUAGGGUACCUCAACUCCAACGUCCUGAGCCGGGACCUCAUCCCACCUCACGUCAACUUCUCCCACCUGACCACCAAGGACUAUGCGGAGAUGUACAACGUCAUCAUGACCGUGAAGGAGGACCGGUUCUCAGCCCUGGGCCUAGAUCCCUGCCUCCUGGAAGAUGAGUUGGACAAGUCCGUGCAGGGCACAGGCCUGGCCUUCAUUGCCUUCACGGAGGCCAUGACGCACUUCCCUGCCUCCCCAUUCUGGUCCGUCAUGUUCUUCCUGAUGCUUAUCAACCUGGGCCUGGGCAGCAUGAUUGGGACCAUGGCGGGCAUCACCACGCCCAUCAUUGACACAUUCAAGGUGCCUAAGGAGAUGUUUACAGUGGGCUGCUGUGUCUUUGCAUUCUUCGUGGGGCUGUUGUUCGUCCAGCGCUCCGGAAACUACUUUGUCACCAUGUUUGAUGACUACUCGGCCACCCUGCCACUCACCGUCAUCGUCAUCCUUGAGAACAUCGCUGUGGCUUGGAUCUAUGGAACCAAGAAGUUCAUGCAGGAGCUGACAGAGAUGCUGGGCUUCCGACCCUACCGCUUCUAUUUCUACAUGUGGAAGUUUGUGUCUCCACUGUGCAUGGCUGUGCUCACAACGGCCAGUAUCAUCCAGCUGGGGGUGACGCCCCCGGGCUACAGCGCCUGGAUCAAGGAGGAGGCUGCAGAACGCUACCUGUAUUUCCCUAACUGGGCCAUGGCACUUCUGAUCACCCUCAUCGUUGUGGCAACCCUGCCCAUCCCUGUGGUGUUCGUCCUGCGGCACUUCCACCUGCUCUCCGAUGGCUCCAACACCCUCUCUGUGUCCUACAAGAAGGGCCGCAUGAUGAAGGAUGUCUCCAACCUGGAGGAGAACGAUGAGACCCGCUUCAUCCUCAGCAAGGUGCCCAGCGAGGCACCCUCCCCCAUGCCCACCCACCGCUCCUACCUGGGGCCUGGCAGCACGUCACCCCUGGAGAGCAGCAGCAACCCCAAUGGACGCUAUGGAAGCGGCUACCUCCUGGCCAGCACCCCUGAAUCAGAGCUGUGACCACUGCCCCAACCCUGCCCACCUCUCCCACCACGCCCAACCUGCCCACUGGUCUGGGUCUGGCCUCUUCCUUCACAGUGGCCACCAGACCCAGGCCAGGCCCUCUGCCCAAGGAGAGAGGGUCACACCCUGCCUCAUUCCCAUCCCAAUCCUGGCAGACUCUGCUCCCUAGCCCUGAUCAGGGAGCUGGGAGCAGCACUGUCCCCCAAUCCAGGCCCCCAAUCCAUCUAACCCUUAGAACCUUUCACCAAAUUGCAGCCAUGUAACCAGAACAAUCAAGAUGUCCUGAUUCCCAGUUCAGAGAAGACUCCAAAUGGCUACUUUGGAGGUCAUUCCAUCCUCCUCUCUCCUUGCAACCUGCCACCUGACGUUCUGGGGUGUGGGAGAGGGUCCCCUUAUACUAUCAGGUGGUGGUGGGGAGAGGCCUCAGGGCCUGGGGGCAGAGUCUGCCAUAAGAAUAGGACUCACCCUCCUGCCCAACCCAGACUGUCUGCUGCUGGGCCAAGAGGCUGCCUCAUUAAAGGCUGGGUUGGAGGACAGGUGUGCCAGGAGUGUGCAGAAGCUCCCAAGGCCUGUUUUGUAAGGAAGGUGGUACCCCUAGCUUGAGCAAGAACGUUGGCACCAAAGGGGACUUGUUGGCCCCUGGCUCUAGUUAGAAACUUUGGAUGUCCUUGCCCCUGCCUAGGGCAGGUGGGCUAUGCUCCUGCAUUCUGCCUGGGUGGGCAAUGACAAGGUUCAGAACCUCCCCACCUCCAUUAGGGCUUAGCCAUCUCCCAGCCCCUUCCAUCCAACUCAAAACCCAGGGUGGUGGCCUCUGCCUUCUUUCUCCAAAGAGAAGGGGACAGUGCAAGGUAAGGUUUCCAGAGCACAGCUUGAUGGUUCUCAGCACAAUUUGAUGGUUUGGAGCACAAUUGUGAAGCACACACCCUCUCCCCUCACCUGGGGCCCAAUUUUCUCUCUAGUGGCAGCUUCUCCCCUGGAAUGGGCAUCCCUGUAGUUCAGGAGCUCACUCCCAGGAAGUCUUGUUCCUGGAGAAAGACAGAUAAUUUCACUGCCCUUUUUGGGCCACCACUCACUCUCCUUGUUGCACAAGCACAGCCACCAGUGUUGCACAUUGUAUGCAGACACCUUGGAAAUCUUGACCAAGCUUCCCUGGCCUGUGGUGGGCAGCGCUCUUGGCAAUGCCGUGGACAUUGGAGGCUGCCAAGGGCAAAGUGGAACCUCUGUCAUGCGGCCUAGUGCCUGCAAGAGGCUACAGCUGAUGGCAGCAACCCUACCCUUACCUUCAAGCCUCCCCUGCAAGAUGGGCUGCCUGUGAGGAUCAGAACCAGAUCCAGAAUAAAUGUCUGCAGAGAGAUGGAUGGAUAGGUGUACAGAGGGAUGGACAGAUGGAUGGAUGAGUGGAUGAAUGGAUGGAUCAGUAGAUGGAUAGAAGUCAGUCAGGCUUCAUGUCAGCACUCUGGGGGGCAGAGACGGAGCAGGCCACAGUCCUAGGCUUGGGCAUCUUCAUAGAGGGUGCCAAGUCCCUCUUGUGACCCUGAAUACUCUCAGCACUGGGAGGGACAGACUAAGCCCAGGUCCCUUCCUUUACCCCUGAGUCCUCUGCUGCCACGCUCUCCCAGCCUGCCAUUUCCCUUACUCAACCCUCCCCCACAUCUUCUGUCAUUUCUAGCCCUCUCAGCCCCACCUGUCCUUCCUGAGUGUUUGAGAGGAAAGGGAGACCCAUAUUUCCCCAAAGAGAGGCCCUCUCACCUGACAACACCUCCUACCUGGCUCCAUGCCUGAUCCCAAGCGGAAUUAGCAACAGGAAAAGCAAGGCCCCAGGAGAGACUCUGCGCUGUCUAUACUGUUCUAUAUGCUAUUUCUAUUGUACAUUCAAUCUGUACAUGUGGGUGUAAAUGCUGUGAAAUGACAAACCCAAUAUUAUACUGUGGCUGGUGGACUAUUUUCAUCCUCAGUGCUGUACAGAUCUAUUUUCAUUAUAUAUUUGAUAUAUUUUUAAUUUUGUAGCAUGGCUGGGCCAGGCCCCAGCCUGCGUGCCUGCAGGAGGAGGCUGCGCUGGGGCUGUCUGCUUGCUCAUUGUGGGCUCAGUAGUGUUCAUCGUAGAUUUGUGCUGUGGGCUGGGCCCUGGCCUGGCAGUGUCUUUGCUGUGUUAGAUGUCAGAUGUAGGGCCCAGAGCUUGGUUGUGUGUGUGUGUGUUAUGUGUGUGUGUGUGUGUGUGUGGUAUAUGUGCACAUGCGUGGGUGUGGGUGUUUGUAGGAUGCUGAUUUGUGACCCUUAGUGUUCACCAUGCUCCUGAAGACCAUGCUGCCCCCCUCUUCUUCCUCCUCUAAGCUCUGAGCGAGGCCUCAGGACAAGUGCCCCAGGAAGCUUCGGCUUGGGCUUUGAUGGUUGCCUUCACAUCUCUGGUGGGAGGGAGGGCCUUGGCAGGGGGAAAAAAAGUCCCCGAAUUUAUUUUCCUGUAAACCUCUUGCUGUUCUCACAGGAGUCUCAGCUCCUUGGCAGGGAAGGUCCUGGGUUUCUUGGGUUGGUGAGACCACCAGAGGGUCUCACUGCACCUCUGCCCUGCAUUUGUCUCUGAGAGGAUCCUGACUGCCCAAAAAGGGACAACGCCUGGCUGUGCUUCUGACGCCUCUGCUCACUCGGCAGGGGAGUCAGGGCAGGUGGAGUCACCAGAGGAGCUGGAUCCAGCUUCCCUGGAGGAGCAAAAGGUGGCCAGAGAGGGGCAGACCCCCAAGUCCCUGCCCAGGAUCCCCACCUGCUGGCUUUGGUGCUGUCCAUGCAGUGCCCACCAGGAGGCAGAGGGGCUCCAGGCUGUGAGUGGCUGAGCUGGGUAAUCAGGGCCAUGCUUGUGAGAGGACUGUGCCCAGCCCCAGUCACCUGCUUCUUGCUCAGGGAGCCUUCGCCCUCUCCACUGAGGUGAUGUGAGCCCAAGGCCCCAAUUGAGGUGGACAGGUGGGGCACACAAGGUAAUGCAGGUGAGGUAGGCGUCUGCCUUCCAGCAAUAACUCUGCAGGGACUGCUGCUUUCUUAGUGCCAGGAGAAGCCCACCCAAGUCAGCCUGUGUCAGCUAAGAGGCUGGGCCUGGGCCUGGGCCUGGGCCUGGGCCCCACGCAGGCCUGCAGUAUUGUCAGGCAGGUGGAUGCCCUUUUGCCCUUCCUCAUGGUUGCACGCCCCCCCCCCCCACCACCAGAGCACUCCCCACUGUGAAAAAGAGAAGUGAGAUUUAACUGUUCAUAAAGCACCUGACUUCCCCGAGUACCUCCAGGUCCUUCCACUAGCCCUGAAACAUGGGGGGGCUGCUGACCCUUCAUUGGGGCCCAGUGACCUAGGCUAGGGGAAAAAGGUCCAGGCUCCCUUCUCAUGGAAAGCCCUGCUUUGUACAGACCCAAGCACAUACACCAGGCAGUCACUUUGGGUCCUGGUGCAAGUUCGGAUCAGUUCAAGUCCAUGUGUCCCAUGGCUGGUCAGAGCCCUGGGCCAGGACCACUCAGCCAGGGUGGGGAAUGAGGCAUUGUCACCCCAGGGCCCCUCUUUCCUCUUCUCCCCAACCCUGGUGUACAAUAAAGUGUCUGUUCUUACCAAA